GUCUCGGAUUCAGCACUUGUAUUUACCCUUCCUCUUUCAUUUCGAAAAUUGCCUUUGACCAGACUACCUAAUAAAAUAGACGUCACCGGCUCCUUGACAUCCCAGUUCGCUAUCCUAGCAAUCUACGACAUCUUCGGCAACUCCCCCCAAACCACCCAGGGCGCCGACAUGCUCGCAAAACGCCUCAACGCCCUUGUGCUGAUCCCUGAUUUCUUCCGCGGCGAUGGAGCGAAGCAUGAGUGGGUUCCGCCCGACACUGAUGAGAAGACCGCUGCGCUUAUGGAGUUCGUGACCACUAAGGCGUCUUUCGUCGAGGUUGCAAAGAGCCUCCCCAGCUUGGUCGACACUUACAAGGGCAAUUUCCCGUCCGUGCAGAAAUGGGGCGCUUAUGGACUUUGUUGGGGGGGUAAAGUGCUGGCGCUAUCGUCCGGGGACGGGACACCCUUUACGGCGACGGUGCAAGUUCAUCCUGGUCGGAUGGAUAAGGCUGAUGCACAGACGCUGACGAUCCCGCAUGCUAUUCUGGCGUCGAAGGAUGAGCCUGCGGAUGAGGUCGCGGCGUAUAAGCGGAUUAUCGAGGAUAAGGGUCUUGGAGGCUUUGUUGAGACGUAUGGCGAGAUGUGGCAUGGAUGGAUGGGAGCUAGAGCGGACUUUGAAAAGGAAGAGAGUCUGAAGAACUAUGUUCGUGGGUACGAGCAGCUUGCGGAGUUCUUUGAGCGGUAUCUUUCAUAA
This is a messenger RNA of Aspergillus nidulans FGSC A4, 732 nucleotides long. RefSeq lists its product as uncharacterized. Bases 169 to 732 code for a protein of 187 amino acids. Gene Ontology annotation, molecular function: hydrolase activity. NCBI's taxonomy places the organism in Eukaryota, Fungi, Ascomycota, Eurotiomycetes, Eurotiales, Aspergillaceae. The transcript has 3 exons. The record is from RefSeq and is a predicted model, not a curated record.